CAACAAAAUCCAUUCUCUCUUCAUAUAAUUAUAUCUAACCUUGUUAUAUUUCCAAAACAAAAAAAAAAUGGAAAAACUUGUUCUUCCCCUAAUUUUACUUUUCAUUUUUUCUAUCUUUAUUGUUGAAUCAAGUGCGAUCGUACCUAAAUUCAUAGAGUCACAAUGUAAGCACACUCGUUAUCCAGGUCUAUGUGUGAGUUCAUUAGCAACACAUUUAAAUCCAACUUCAGAAGAUCCUCAAGAAAUAGCUCAAGCUGCUUUAAAAGUGAGUAUAGUUAAGGCAAUAUACACAAAGAAUUACUUGCAAAUAGCAUCAAAAGAAUUGAAACAAAAAAAGGCUAAGGAAUAUCAAGCGGUUAAAGAUUGUUUAGAUCAAAUAUCAGACAGUGUUUCUCAGCUUACAAAUUCAUUCAAAGAGUUUGAACACAUGAAGAGUGAAGAAUAUAGUGAAAGGGAUUUUGCUUGGUGUCAAAGUAAUGUGCAAACUUGGCUAAGUACUGUAUUGACUGAUACUUAUAUUUGUAUGGAUGGGUUUUAUGGGUACCCAAUGAGUGGUAAAAUGAUGGCUAUGAUUAAAGCUAGGGUACUUAAUGUUGCACAAGUUACUAGCAAUACUUUGGUUUUGUUUAAUGGAUUUGCAGCUUGGCAUAGAGAUAAUUCUAAUGGUGGCUUUAAAAGUAAACCUUAAAGCAAGAAGCAAGGUUACAUAUAUAUAAAAGAAACAAAUAUUUAUGAGAGUGAUUUAGUCAGCUAGAGUGGUGAUGGGAACUUUUGAGUCUUGGUGGUGUAUACAUAGCAUAUACUAUAUGUUUGUAAACUUGAAUAAUAUCAUGAUCGAUCAAUGUGUGAAUAUGAUAUUUUGCA
Messenger RNA from Solanum pennellii, 864 nucleotides. RefSeq names its product 21 kDa protein-like. Gene Ontology annotation, biological process: negative regulation of catalytic activity. Gene Ontology annotation, molecular function: enzyme inhibitor activity. Bases 68 to 688 code for a protein of 206 amino acids. The record is from RefSeq and is a predicted model, not a curated record. NCBI's taxonomy places the organism in Eukaryota, Viridiplantae, Streptophyta, Magnoliopsida, Solanales, Solanaceae. The transcript has a single exon.